Messenger RNA from Cydia strobilella, 5511 nucleotides. RefSeq lists its product as uncharacterized. Lineage: Eukaryota; Metazoa; Arthropoda; Insecta; Lepidoptera; Tortricidae. The coding region runs from base 1 to 5511 and encodes 1836 amino acids. Gene Ontology annotation, molecular function: nucleic acid binding. The record is from RefSeq and is a predicted model, not a curated record. Gene Ontology annotation, biological process: DNA integration. The transcript has a single exon.
AUGGAAACUAGAAGUAAAAAGAAAGUCCUCGACCCGCCCGACCGGGAGCCGUCACCGCGUGCCGGCACCAGCACCCGCGCGCCUUCGCCGCGUUCCGCACGUGGUAGCCGCGUGCCCUCGCCGCGCGAUACGCAUAACAGCCGCGUACCGUCGCCGCGUUCCGCGCGAAACAGCCGCGCGCCAUCGCCGCUCCCCGUACGUCGUGGUAGCCGCACGCACUCGCCGCUCCUCGGGCGGAACAGCCGCGCGCCAUCGCCGCUCCCCGCACGUGGUAGCCGCGCGCACUCGCCGCUCCUCGGGCGAAUCAGCCGCGCGCACUCGCCGCUCCUCGGGCGAACCAGCCGCGCCCCGUCCCGAAUGUUUUCGGCAAUAAGCCGAACUCCAUCACCACGGCCGGCGCUUCGCGCGCCAUCACCGGCUCCGUCGCAUAGUUCUACAGCCUGGUCCACCGCAAGUCACCGACGACGACAGACUGCGAGGGACGACGCCGCCGACCGCGUACAAGAACUCCGACGCGAAGCAGAGUACCUGGAGCUGAAAGCGAGGUUACUAAAAGAACAAAUGAGGCAAGACUCCGCGCCGACGACCACGAUCGAGCGAACGCUCACUAAACUACUAGCAAGACAAUCGGUCAAAGAGCUGCCGCCUUUUUCCGGUGACGUCCUAGAAUGGCCGAUCUUCUAUAGCCAAUUUAAAACAACGACCCAGUUGUGCAAAUACAGUGAAGAGGAAAACAUCGCGCGGCUCAUGAAAAGCCUAAAAGGUAAAGCUCGCGAUGCCGUGUCUGCUUUAUUAGUUAGCGCAACUGGCCUCGAUAAAAUUAUUUCGACGCUUAAGCUCAGAUUCGGCCGACAAGACCACCUCAUUGAGGUAAUGCUUUCAAAAAUUCGUGCCAUCAAUAAUAUAAGGCACGACGACGUCAACGGCCUCAUCGACUACGCAACCUCUGUACAAAACAUCGUGGCAGCAAUGACACUGACAGAUGAAACGGGCCAUCUAACAAAUAUCACUUUAAUUCGGGAAAUCAUAUCGAAAUUACCGUCUAUCCUGCAAUACCAAUGGAGUUUUUACGUUUAUGACAGAUACUACGACCGUGUAACCAUGCAAACUUUGGCCGACUGGCUUAUGAAGACAGCGAACGCGGCCACACAUAUAGCUCCCAUUGUUUCGAAGUCCGUAGAAAAGCCUAGCCGUACGUUUGAGCCAUCAGCACGCUACGCUUCACCACGCAGUAAGCUCGCGCUAACGACAAAGCAACCUAUGACCAGCCGACCCGCCGUGUUCACAGUAAACAAAAAUAACAGUAAGUCAACUAAGAAGUGCGUCAUGUGCGAAGACAACCACGAUAUAGAGAAGUGCCCUAAAUUCCUGGCCCUCUCUAUGGACGCCCGCUGGCAGUACGUGACAUCUAGGGCACUGUGCUUUUCGUGCAUGUCACCUCGGCACCAGAUCUUGGAGUGCUACAACAAAAAAAAAUGUGAACAUUGCAAAAGAUCACACCACACGACGCUACACGCCGAGCCGAAGCCCGCCGAACCGAACUCUUUGAUGCCCGAUCCGAAGCCCUCAUCAGCCGCCGCUGUCGUCACUCACACUAACGUGCAGCCGACUAGUCACGUUAUACUCAAAGUCGCCAGAGUGGUGGUCAGUGGGCCGCUGGGAUCGGAGAACAUAUUAGCGAUGCUUGACGGAGGAGCCGGUGUCAGUCUUAUGGACGAUGAUCUCGCAUGCCGCCUCGGAGUCUCCGGCCCUGCGACGGACCUACGCCUCACGGGAGCAUGCAGGAUGCAGGCUGCAGCCAAGGGCUCGCAACGCGUCAGCAUCAACGUCCGCGGCGUGAAGGUUGAAGACUCCUACGAUAUUUUUGUCGAUACUGUUAAACAUUUAGCCUUGCCUAUGUAUAAACAUGAUUUAGGUAGGCUAGGGCGUAACCAUGAUUUAAUAAAAAGAUUUUACGACGACUUAGGGACGACUGACGACAUUGACGAACGACCGUUACUUCUUUUAGGUACUGACAAUGUAGACCUUAUUGUCACUAGGGAGCUCUUCUCAGGGCGAAACUGCAGUGACUCACUCUACGUGUGCCUCACUCGCCUGGGACACGUAGUGCAUGGCAAAAGUCCUAACAUUUUGCCUAAUGACGUUGCAGUCCUGCAUUUAUGCGCCUGUGAGGAGCUCAAUUAUGCAAUAAAACAGUCAUUUUCGACCGAGGGAUUUGGUGUCAAACCGUAUACCGACGUUCCUCGAUCGAAAAACGACUUAAAAGCCUUAACCAUUUUAGAAAAUACGUCAAAAUUAGUAGGUGACAGGUGGGAGACAGGCCUUCUUUGGAAGGAUGACAUACCUGAUCUGCCUGACAGCUACAAUUUGGCGCUCAAACGUCUUGACGGCAUUAAGAAAAAAAUGUCUAGACUGCCAGAGUUCGCAAGACGUUAUUCGGAUAAGGUUAAAGAAAACCUUGAAAAAUGUUAUAUUUCAAAAUUGAAUGACAGAGACGUAGCUGUCAGGACAGGAAAGACAUGGUUUUUACCGCACUUCGCGGUUUUUAAUCCUAACAAACCUGACAAGCUGCGAAUAGUUCUCGAUUGCGCCGCUAGGGUGUCGGGGAAAUCGCUCAAUGACCACCUUCUAAGCGGGCCUGACUUUUUGACUUCCCUCCCUGGGGUACUGCUCGCCUUCCGCUGCCACAAGGUGGCAGUAGUGGGUGACAUUCAAGAGAUGUUCCACAGGGUGCUAAUCAGGGAAGAGGACAGACAAGCACAGCGACUUCUAUGGGUCGAUGGUGAGUACGUCAUGAACGUCAUGACGUUUGGCGCCAUAUGUUCACCGGCAUCGGCUCAAUACGUAAAAAACCAAAAUGCUCGUCGCUUUGAAGACUCUCAUCCAAAAGCCGUAGACGCGAUAAUCAAUCACCACUACGUCGAUGACUAUAUCCACUCCAUUGAAACCAUAGACGAGGCGAUCAACACAGUGGAUGACGUACUACGGAUACAUGCAUCCGGAGGCUUCAACAUGCGAAACCUUAUGUCAAAUUCGAAGGAGCUACUGCGACACCUGCCAGAAGAUAAGCUUGCACCUGGAGGAGUGAAAUUCUUGGCGGACAACAAAGAAGAGCAACUCGAACGAGUCCUAGGCGUUAACUGGGACCCUGAAGCAGACACCUUUGCUUUCAGCAUGAAGUUCCACAGCGUCAGCCAAGAUCUUCAGUCUGGAACGAAGCGCCCAAGCAAGCGAGAAGUGCUCCGCCUCAUUAUGAGCGUCUUUGACCCUUUAGGGUUUCUCCUACCGACCACCAUCAAGGGAAGACUGAUCCUUCAGGACGUCUGGAGAGAUGCCAUUGGCUGGGACGACGAGAUCGGGUCUAGCCAUUAUGACCGAUGGAAGACCUGGCUAAACAAGCUCGAACAAGCGAAGAGUACGAGGAUCCCAAGAUGGCUGAUGACUGAAGAUUCCGCCAUGGGAGAGCAGGUACAGCUUCAUAUCUUUUGUGACGCCAGCUCCCGAGCAUUCUCGACCGUCGCUUACCUACGAUUGCCAUUGCUUAAAGGUAAAUGGCACCUAGCCUUUGUGAUGUCCCGAGGACGCAUAGCUCCACUCAAGACCCUCAGCAUCCCUCGACUCGAACUUCAAGCUGCUGUCAUGGGUGCUCGUCUCUCCCGCGUUUUGAGGGAGUACAUUAAAUUUGACGGACCUACGACGUUCUGGACCGACUCGAAGACUGUUGUCGCCUGGCUGAAGUCUGACACGGGGCGUUUCAAGCCUUUCGUCGCGCAUCGCGUUGCCGAAGUCACCGAGCUGACAGACUUCCGUGACUGGAGGUGGGUGCCGACGGACCUCAACCCUGCCGACGACGCAACGCGCGAUGAAGACGCCAUCGAUCGCUCGAGAUGGCUGAACGGACCCGACUUCCUGAAACAGCCCGAAGAGACCUGGCCCAAACCUGACACUGAAGCAUCUUUGGACCCCGACGACGUUGAGGUCAAGGCCGUGUGCUUAAUAAACAGACAUUGCGGACGUGCUCUCCCAGACAUCAGACGGUUCUCCAAAUAUUGGAGAUUCGUGAGGUCUGUAGCCUGGCUUCUCAGGUACGUGAGGAACGCCAGACAACAGCAACUAGGCUCUAUACAAGCCGGCGAACUGACUGCGCAGGAGCUCGACAAUGCUGAACGACUGUGUGCCGUUGACUCCCAAGAGAGAACCUUUGCCGAAGAAAUCUCCACGCUACGACGGUCUAACACGGUGAGCAACAAAAGCUGCCUUCGGCAGCUGACCCCGUAUUUAGACUCUGAUGGUCUCCUACGUGCCCGUGGUAGGACCGAAUCCGCGGUAAGCCUGACUGCAGAAGCCAAACGCCCAAUCAUCUUGCACCCGAAAGAUGAGUUUACGCGACUGCUGGUCCGCCAGCAACAUCUUGACCAAGCGCACGUGAACCGAGAAGAAGCUCACCUCAACCUAAGACGCAAGUGGUGGAUAGUCAGCGGGAGGAAUGCUGUGAAAACCGCCUGGAACGACUGCCAGGUCUGCAAGAAUGCUCGUGUCAAGCCGUCUCCCCCACUAAUGGGGCAGCUGCCGGACAUGAGAGUCACGCCAACAGGCCGUGCCUUCACUCAUACUGGACUCGAUUACUUCGGGCCGAUGACUGUGAAGAUUGGACGCCGCCAAGAGAAACGCUACGGUGCCCUGUUCACUUGCAUGACAGUCAGAGCCAUUCACAUAGAGCUCGCGAGCGACCUGACAACGACGAGCGCCCUAAUGGCUCUGCGACGUUUUAUCGCCAGACGUGGAUGCCCGAAAACAAUAUGGAGCGACAAUGCGACCACCUUCAGGGGAGCUGACCGCGAACUCACGCAAGCCGUACGAGCCAUCGACCGAGACGAGCUUACCCGCUUCAGUAGCCCUCGGCAGAUAGAAUGGAGAUUUAUUGCUCCUGUAGCUCCGCACAUGGGAGGCUGCUGGGAGCGAAUGGUCAGAGCCGUGAAGACUGCGCUGAAAGCCACCCUCAAUACCAGGAUCCCCAGGGAGGACACCCUCACCACUCUGCUGGCUGAGGCGGAAGCAAUCGUGAACGGCAGGCCGCUUACCUACGUCCCCCUAGAUCACAAUGACGACUUACCACUUACGCCUAAUGACUUCCUAAUGCCGAUGACAGACCGGACAGGAAUGACUGCAACUUCCGGAACCUUCAACGACGGGGACCUCCUGCGGCGGUCGUGGCGAGAGUCUCAGAGGCUGGCUGACUUACUGUGGAAGCGCUGGGUGAAGGAGUAUUUACCCACCUUGACAAGGCGCGAAAAGUGGUACCAGUCCUCAACCCCCCUCGCUGAAGGUGACAUAGUCGUCAUAGCCGACAGCCAGUCACCUCGCAACCUGUGGCCGCGAGGAAGAGUAGUGAAGACUUACCCAGGACGUGACGGACAGGUCCGAGUGGCAGACGUCCAAACCGGUCAUGGACUGUACCAGCGACCGGUGACUAAACUAUGUAGACUUGACGUGAGACCGACGCAGGAUUGA